AUGACGAUGAUGAUGAAUGCGUCCUACCUGGCAAAAAUAUCAAGAAAGGCUGAUGAAAUUGCUCAUGAAUGUGAGCGAUGUGGGGCCCCUGGACCUCUUGUUUUAUUUUUAGGGUUUUAUUUCCUUGAAUUUGGACAGGGAAGCAUACAAUUACAAACAAAUCACGAAAAUCCAUUUUCUGAAGGGGAUGUUGUGCAGUUGCAGUUUAGUGGAAACAUCAGACGUAUUUCUGCGUUAACGAAAGGUGUCAGAUGGUGCAAGAAAGAAUCUGGGACAUUCAAGCCCAUCAGCCUACAAGAUUCUCCCAUUAUGACUUUAGUACCUAGCGGCCAAGAUGGAUGCACUCAAUUUUCUUUAAUAUUUUAUCACAUUACACAAAAUGACACAGAUCUGGAAAUCAUGUGUGAUAUGAAAAGCUCUAUUUACGAUACUGAAUGUCGGGAAUAUAGUAAUACUCCGAAAAUUUUGAUAAACACAAGCAUCGAAACCAAAGGCAAUGAAUGGAGAUUAUCACCAAUAAUAAUAUACGACAAAGAUGGCAUCAUCAAUUCACAUAAUUUCACCAUGCAAGGAAGUGGUAAAACAAUUCAACUACUUUGUAUGGCAUCUACAUUCUCUGCAACAAAAUUGGCGGUAUUGAACUGGUGUGUCAGAAAGAAUGACCAAGUCAUCUGGAACAAAAUAGUUCUUCAAGAAGAGGAAAUAAGCUUCUGGAAACAAUUCCGGAGAAUCAGUAAAAUUCAGCAGGAUAAUCUACCAUAUAAAACAAUAUGA
Messenger RNA from Saccostrea cuccullata (small rock oyster), 774 nucleotides. RefSeq lists its product as uncharacterized. The transcript is spliced from 5 exons. Lineage: Eukaryota; Metazoa; Mollusca; Bivalvia; Ostreida; Ostreidae. The record is from RefSeq and is a predicted model, not a curated record. Bases 1 to 774 code for a protein of 257 amino acids.